AGAGGAACCCUAGAUCGCGCUCUCGGGAGGUCGUGGCCUCCGCACUGGCUUGACGUUUAGUCCAAGCACAAACAUAUAUUCUCUUGGAAAAAACAUAAUCGUUGUACCAUUAGUCCAAGCACAAACAGCGAAGUUCUUCUCUCCUCUGCGUGCGACGGCGACUUCCUAACCUUUGCGCUUCAUCUCGCUAGCUGAAACUGUCCGAGUGAUGGUAUGCAAUCAAUUCAUUCACUUUCUCCUCAUCAAUGAAGAUUUCUCGCCUCCCCCAUUAACUGAAGCUACUGUAUAUAUAUGGCGUCAAGGUUCUCAAGAGAAGUUACGUAGGUUUUUCAAACAGAGAAUUUCAUCUCAAGGGAAACAGAGGAGUCGGAGAGCAUCACCGGCGCCGUCUUCUCCCACAUACGGUGGCAAAAUCCAGAUCUUUGAUUGCCUAAAAUCCCAGGGUGAACCAAGUUUCUACCUGUUUGGAUUCAUUAUGUAUUGCAACCACAGCUGCGAGAGUGCUAAAUCCCAUGGCGGUGGUGUUAAGAACACCGUGGAACUUUCCAGAAUGACAACGGAUCUGAAGGGCGACAAAACUUUAACAGUGGCGUUUGGGAGAAGGCUACUCACAAGGAGGUGUACGGUUCCGACAUAUGCCUUGAGGCUGAAGGUCGUUUGAAGACAGAAGUGAGACGCCUCACCAACAUUUCUCAGGCGGAUGAUUGUCAACGACUUGGAUAUGGAUGUUUUGGCUAAGGCGAGACUGGAAGGCUUUGAAGCUUGACAAAUGCUCAGGUUUCUCUCUACCGAUGGACUUUCAGCAUCGUUUAAACACUGCAGGUACUGAUUUACAUCUUUGUAGCUUUAAGAUAUGAUCUUAAAGUUUAACACUAACUUUUUCAACUCUCUUUAUAUUCAUAAGAACAGUUCUACUUGCCUACUCUGACUAGCACAAGAUUGCUGCAUUUUGGGUCUUUGCUUUAAAUUCAUUGCAAAAAGAACCAUAUCUUAAAAACUGUUUCUUUGAAGAUCACAUGUGUCUUUAGCUCAAUUGGGUAAGUAGAAACUUUGGUGGUUUAUUUGUUGAACCUUAAUUUCUUUGUCGUUGUUAUGCCUUCAACCUAAGCAAAUUAUCAAUUGGGAAAUUAGAAACCUUGGUGCGGACUUUAUUUGGUUAAUUAGGAAACGUUGAUAUAUGCCAUCUCUAAAAGAAUAUCUUUGGUAAUACAUUUGUCACGCCUGCAAUUCUGAUUUGUGUUCAGCUCAAAUGGUAAAGAGUAGCUUUGGUGAUAUAUUAUUUGAACCUUAUUUUAUUCAUAAUAUGCGCAGUUGAAGACCAUACAGAAAGGAAGAAGACUUUGUUGAGUAAGGAUCUCGGAAAAGUUGGGUUAAAUCAAUUUUUUCUAAGGAACUUGAACCCUUUAUUUUUGAAGUGUUUGAUAUUAGAGAUGAGCAAUAUUUUUGAUUUUGCGGACA
This is a messenger RNA of Brassica oleracea var. oleracea, 1458 nucleotides long. RefSeq lists its product as uncharacterized. The transcript is spliced from 3 exons. The record is from RefSeq and is a predicted model, not a curated record. Lineage: Eukaryota; Viridiplantae; Streptophyta; Magnoliopsida; Brassicales; Brassicaceae. Bases 209 to 661 code for a protein of 150 amino acids.